This is a messenger RNA of Symbiodinium necroappetens, 4391 nucleotides long. The record is from the annotation of a GenBank genome assembly. Lineage: Eukaryota; Dinophyceae; Suessiales; Symbiodiniaceae.
GCCCGCGUCUACUUCGCAGGGGCUGGCUUGCCCUAUCCGUCCUCUUUGACCCGGUGAUGGACUUUGCGACCCUUACCUCUUUUGAGACUGGUUCCGUGGAGGUCUUGGAGUUUAGCUGGCCGCCCGCGGCCGAGGACCAAACACCGCAAGCAUGCCUCGCAUAUGUUAUCAUGAAGCGGCCUUCUGGAUUUUUGCUGUGUGUUCCGGAUGGCUUCCUUUCUCAGGUGGAGCUGGAGCAAGGCCAACAGGCCGGGGAGGAGGAAGGGAUUGGGCCGUCGAUUGGUAUCUCGGCCCCCCCUGUUCAGCUGACCCCCACGGGGGAGUGGAUUUCGCCGGCCGACCCCGAAACGGUGCAGGCCUUGAUUGUGGAUCUGGCCUCUCACUUGGCCGACCAGCUCAGCCCAGCAGACCUAAGUGCAGACGACCUGGUGUGCUUCCGACCGGGCUCGCCUUCCGUUUUCCCCCUGGCCUCGGAGGUGCUGAGGCAGGCGAAGGAGUGGCUGCAAGCAGACGGCACACUUCCUGCAGACAGGCCGACCAUGGUUCAGCUGGCAUCCCAGCAGGCGAAGAUGAUGGAGGUGGUCGACCCCCCGCCAGCACCUCAGCCUGCCCUACCUCACCCGGUGUUAAGCCAGCCUCUGGCCCAGACCGUCCUGCCUCCCUUCCAGUCGGUUCCCAAGAACCUUGCCGCCACUUUAGGCCCGCCGCCGCUAACAAGGCAGCAGCCUCCCGCGGCACACGUGCAGGUGGACUUGGAGGAGAAAGGGCAGCGUGCUCUCCAGACCGGCGAGCCCCUAGGUGUAGGCCAGGACGCUUCGCUUGCUUCGGCUGUUUUGGCCCAGUCUCAGGCUCUGGUGGCUCUGGUGAGUCAGCUUUCGGGCUCAAGUGCCGACCCUUUGUUGGAGGUGCCAACAGGUCAGGCUUCUGUGCGAGGCGCCGCCGGGCGGGCAAAGCUCCAGCAGGACCUCGCCUCACGCUCCGGCGUUUUUGCUCAGAAGGUCCGGGAAAACAUGACCAGACGCAUGGACCCUACAGGCCUGCUGCCGGAGGAUCAGGUGAGUUUCCUUCGGUACCUCGAGCGCCACGGCGGUUAUUCAGCCCAGCCCCUCUUAGGUCUGGUGGCUUGGCAGGUGGCUCAGGCUUUGGACUUGAUAGCCAUAGGUGCCACCGAAGGGGCAAAAGACAGCUUAAGCCUCCUCCUGCUGAUGCUGGACCAGACGGCCCACGACCGAGGAAACAGCUCCCUGGGGUGGCUUCUCACUUUACAGGCCGACCCCCCUUCAAACCUUUUUGCUGCACAGACAGCGGUGCCCGGCUCCAACCUGCAGUCCUUCAGCCCUCUGGCCGAGCAGAGAUGGAUUACCAUAGCACUUGCGUAUGCCAAGGAACUGGAGACCAUCUCUUCCCGAAUCUCGGAAACUCAGCCGAAGGCCAGCACACCAAAGCCACCGGUGAAACCCCCGGCCACGCCGCAUACGCCGGCUGCCGAGGAGGAGCAGCAGCUGUCCAAGAAGCAGCUCCGAGCUGCCCAGUGGGCUGCCCGCAAAGCAGCCGGCAGCUCGAAAAGCCUUUCUCGUGUAGGGGAGGGGUCUUCGUCUUCCCCGGCUGCUCUUGCUGAGAACCAGGGUGCUUCGGUGAAUGUCAGUUACCAGGCGGGCCCCCAGGCCCGAUGCACGCCCCCCGCGGGCCCCAAUCCUGUUCCUUCGCCCCCGGGUGCUUCAUCUGCUCCGGCCUUUGAAUUGGGCUUUUCAUCUUCGCCUGAUGCCUCUGCUCUCCCUUCUUCGGAUGGUGGCGCCCCCGACAAUGAUCGUGCCGGCGUGUUCCCGCUGCAAGGGCUGCUCUAUAGCGAGGCGGCUGAGUUCAGUUUCCACAAGUGGUUGGCUGUAUUGCCCCGCUUGCUGAAGGCCGGCAACACUCAGCUUAGCAGGUUUCUUGUUUCGACUUUUGCUCUGCGCAAGGAGGCCCUCCCCUCCUCAGCCGCUCUCUUCCCGUUGCCUCUCUUCUACGAGGGGGUCUUCCACCAACGGACCUGCAGGAGUGCAAAGGCAACGCUUCGUGGCGACGUUGCCCGCUGUACGCAUCUGGUUGCCAUGUGUUUAAAUUUCAUGCAUGCCGGGUGCAAGCCUGUUCCCCUCCGCAGCCUGCAGAGGCCUCUGACCCCGCUUCAGACCAAGGUCUAUGCCCGGAUCCAGGGGCUUGUUAGAGCGUGUGCCCGCCAGGCCGGGGCCGUCCCCACCUGUGCUGGGCGAAAGGGCCUGCAGCUCGCUGCCCGGCUCUCUGAAGUGGUUGUUUUCCUGCGGGACCAGGGCUUUGAAGCCGGCGGCUAUCCCUCUGCUUCGGAGCCGCCUGUUGGUUUUGUUCCGCAUGCACCUGAGGGUCCAGAUGCCCUACGACCCUACCGAGACAUCCUGGCCGACCAGGUUGUCCUUCACGGCCGGGGCUCCUGGGACCUCUCGGCUCACUUGGGUCCUGAGCUGUACCUGCCCUAUGUUGAGCCCGACUGCUUUCGUUUCGCCGGCACCGGUGGGCCUUGUGCCACCUUCCUGGGCGAGAAUAAGCGGGAGAUUUUGAAGUUAGCCCGCAUUUGGGACGCCGCGGGGCUACUCAGCCUUACGGCCGGGCCGUUGCCAGACCGACUGCUGACAAGAGUCUUUAGAGCUUACAAAGCACCUGGCAAGCAGAGGCAGAUCGGAGACCGCAGAGGGCAAAACAGUUGGGAAUCCCGGCUGGCAGGACCCUCAAAAUGGCUUCCCACCGGGCCUCUGCUCUGCCGACUUCACGUGCCAGAAGGCUUUUGUGCAGUGGGGUCGGUGACCGACAGAAGAGAUUUUUAUACCCAGGCUAUGAUAAGCCCACAGCGUGCCAGCACCAAUCUUGUUGGGCCUGCCGUCCCUUUGUCCUGGCUUGCGGGCACGGUAGCUGAAGCCAGCUUUCGUGAAAGGCCUAGGGUCCACUGCAUUGACCCCGCCCUUUACGCUGAACAACUUGAGUUUGAUCGCCCUGCCCUCCUGGCCCCUGACAAGCAAGCUGUGCACCUCACCUUUCAGGCCUUGUUUCAGGGCGACGCCGGGGGGGUCGAGUUUGCAACAGCGGGGCAUGAAGGACUUUUGCAGGGCUCCGGCUGCCUUCUUGGGCCGGGCAGGCUCCAGUCGUCCCAUCCUGUCGCGCCGGCCGGGCCGUGGCAGGGACUCAUAAUUGAUGAUUUCUUUGCCAUCGCUGUGCAGCCUGGCGGGUUUCUUGCAGGGACACCUUCGCCCUCAUCCUCCGAGCUGAUCGACCGAGCAAAGAUAGGUUACAGGAGGGAGGCUGUCCUAGGGUCGGAUGACAAGGACGUGCGGGACCAACGCCACUUCAAGGUGGCCGGUGCUGAAAUCGACUCCAGUGAAAGCACGGUCGCCGAUGGGAUGACUUUAUGUGGGUACCCCGUCGCCAAAAGAAUCGCCCUGGCAGCUGCCUCUGUUCGUGCUGCCCAGUGCCCAGCUUUGAGCGAGGAGCUUGUUUCCACUCUUUGUGGCAGCUGGGUGUCGUGUUUGCUCUACCGCCGCUGCUUGAUGAGUGCCCUCGACAGGCUCUUCUCUUUGGGCCGGGCCGAAGCUGCACCACCCGACCCGGGUUCAGACCUCAAGCCGUUGCCUCGCAAGACCGCCUCCGAGCUUCAGCUCCUUGCUGUGCUCGCCCCGGUUGCUGUCUCGAAUCUUUCUGCCGAGCCCGACUCCCGGAUUUUCGCCUCGGAUGCUUCUAUGGAAAAGGGGGCAUACUGCGCCACCGAGGUGCCUCCUGAGGUCGCCCUGCAGUUGUGGUUGGCCUCUGACUUCGAGGGUGAAGCUGUGACUUUGCAGGCUUCGGGAUCACACCGCCACCCCCCAGGAGGUGUUUCUGCUGAAGGCCCUUGUGGACCCACCGAGGAGACUGACGCUCAGUUCCAGGCCCCCGCCCUUGCCGUAGCAAAGCCCUUUGCUUUUGAGUUCGAGGUGCUUGAGGUAGGCGAGCCUUCGCCCCUCCGUUCUGAGGUAAAGGCUCGAGGUCUGAAGGUUGGGCCGGAGCUGCACGCUGCUAGGUCUCCCCACUACGACCUCGGGUCCUUCCGUUUCUGCGAGUGGCUGGUUCAUCUCGUAAGCUCGGGCCGUGUGCGAGCCAUCUUGCUGCGCCCACCUGUCAACACCUUUGCCAGAGCGGGCUGCCCCCCGUUGCGAUCUGCUCUGAGGCCUCUGGGUUUUCGGCCGGGCUUUGGGCCCGUCCUCAGGGCGAACACAGUUGCUUCACUGUCCUGCUGGUCGCUGCCCGCCAUGAAGUUGCAGCCUGCCUCCUCCACCCGGCUUCCUCCCUUCUGUGCUUCCAUCCGGUCUGGGUUUCCCUUGGAAAGAAAGCUGCUUUCAGGGAGGAGCUUCUAG